Molecule: messenger RNA, 726 nt
Organism: Xylona heveae TC161
Lineage: Eukaryota; Fungi; Ascomycota; Xylonomycetes; Xylonales; Xylonaceae
Exons: 1
Coding region: 114-491 (125 amino acids)
Source: RefSeq, a predicted model, not a curated record
GGUUUCAAAAUGGGGACCAAGAACAGUCACUUUGGCCCCUUUGACAAAGUUCAUGUGCUCCAGAAUUCGGGUCGGCUACAGGCGCACAGGCAUUAACGACUGGUGAUGUGGGUAUGGUGAUCAAGGAGCUGGGAUAUUAUGGGUAUAUGAGGUGUUGGUAUGCGGAGUUUGCUUUUAUCCUCUGCUUUUCCUUUUUUUUUUUAUUUUAUUUUAUUUUAUUUAUUUUGGUUUCGAUUCUUGCUCAUCUGCUCAUCUGCUCAAUUUCCAAUUUGUCUGUUAGCUCAUACUGCAUUCUGCCAUGGCGUUGUUGUUGUUGUUGUUGUUGUUGUUGUUGUUUUUUUUUUUUUUUUCUCUUGUCUUUUUCUUCUUCUCUUCUCUUCUCUUCUCUUCUCUUUCUCUCUUUUCCUUUCUUUGACAAUAUUUUCUUUUCUUUAAAUGAUCACCUUGCUCUGCGACAGAUCUCUCUCACCCUUUACGACUUCUUUUUCUAAAGCGUCAUGUCAUUUACACGCAUCAAAUAGACCCCUUAGAGCUCGAGCUUAUAGCACUACUAGUAUCAAUAUAAUCCACAAUCCACAUUCUCACAAUUUCACAAUUUCACAAUUCCACGAUUUCACGAUGUUGUCAACCAUCAACAGCGUAGAAUAACAAAAAACAUGCAUCAUGCUGGUCAUGCUCAUUCCCAACAUCGAGUAGCCACUCAGUCAAUGACGUUUCAGCUGAAAU